Messenger RNA from Arachis duranensis, 1235 nucleotides. RefSeq names its product transcription factor bHLH90. The coding region runs from base 33 to 1235 and encodes 400 amino acids. Gene Ontology annotation, biological process: regulation of DNA-templated transcription. NCBI's taxonomy places the organism in Eukaryota, Viridiplantae, Streptophyta, Magnoliopsida, Fabales, Fabaceae. The transcript has 7 exons. Gene Ontology annotation, molecular function: sequence-specific DNA binding; DNA-binding transcription factor activity; protein dimerization activity. The record is from RefSeq and is a predicted model, not a curated record. Gene Ontology annotation, cellular component: nucleus.
GACUGCAUUAUAUUCAUAGGAAGAAAGAAACAAUGAGUGAUUCUACGGUUUUAGAGUGGCUUAGGCCCUUUGUUGAGGCCAAAGCUUGGGACUUUGUGGUUGUUUGGAAAUAUGGGGAUGACCCUACUAGCUUCAUUGAGUGGUUGGGUUGUUGCUGUAGUGGGAGCUGUGGUGAAAGCAUUGAGGAUGCAAAGAAGCUCAAAGAUGAAGAAAUGGAUGAAAAACAGAACGACAUAGAUUCUUCUUCCAUUUGCAAGGAUGCACAUUUUCAGCAUCCAAUUAGAACCAAGGCUUGUAAGGCUCUUUAUCAGCUUCCUUUUGCAAUGUCUCUCUAUUCUGGUGUCCAUGGAGAGGUUGCAAUAUCGCAGCAACCAAAAUGGCUUACUCAUGGAGAGGAAAUUGGAACACAAGUUUUGAUCCCUGUUGUUGGUGGUCUUGUUGAGCUCUUCACGACAAAGCUUGUUCCAAAAGACAAUAACAUCUUAGAGUUCAUAAGAGCACAUUGCUAUGUUUCAUUGAAGCAAGAAGCUAUAUGUGCACAGCACCACACCGAUGUGAACUUCAGUGAAAAUCUGUCAUCAGAAGAACAAUACACACAGAGCUCGCCACAACUUGCGUCAACUUUAACUGACGGUGUCCAUCUUCUUGCAGCAAACUGGUGCAAAUCGGAUCCUUACAUUGAAGAACCUUCCAGUGGAUCUAAUCCUUCAAGCGAAUACACAUCAUUUGAUUCGAAAUUUGUCUGCUUGACUCACCAUGAAUAUCUGGGUGAGUCGGUUAAAUUAUCACCUACCUGCAAAACCGAAAGGCCUAAGUACAAUGAAACUUCAGGGAAGCAGCAAGGAACUUUGAGUUCCUAUUGUGGCAAUGGCAAAAGAAAUAAAACAAAAUCAGUCAGGGUGCCUCCGAAGGAAGGUUACCAUGCUAAAAAUCUUGCCACAGAGAGGAGAAGAAGAAACAAGAUUAAAAAUGGCCUGUUCACUUUAAGGUCUCUAAUGCAAACCGAAGUGAAUCAUAUAAGCAGGACAGAGUUCUUGCUUAAGGUAUGCUGGGAGCAGAAGCCAGGUGGGUUUUCAAGGUUGAUGGAAGCUAUAAAUUCAUUUGGAUUUCAGGUGGAAACUGCCAAUAUGACCACAAUUGACGGAAAGGCUCAGAUCAUUCUAACAGUUGAGGCAGCCAAGGAGGGAAUUCACCCAACUAAGCUGAAGGAUUUUUUGACAGAGCAAACAGGUUGA